GAGAGAGAGAGAGAGAGAGAAUAGCUGUACACUCUUUCAAAGGGCAUCCCUAGUGUCUUACUUCCUCUAGAAAGGGUACACUUCCCCAGACAUUGCUGCCAACUGGGCACCAAAUAUUUAAAUAUCUUAGCCUAUGGGGGACAUUCUCAUUCAAUCCAAAAUACAGAGUCUCUGGAGCUUCCUUAAGUAACCUCCCACCCCUGCCCCCACCAGCAUUUCUUGGAGGAAGAGCUUCAAUCUUGGCCUUAAGCCUUCAUCCUAUAUUUUAUACUUAUGUGUGUCAUGUAGAAAAUGUUUUGCUGUGUAUCGAAAGGAUGCCGAACCCCUAAGGAGAGAGAUUUUUUCUUUUAAUGGUGAUAGAAUGGAUGACCACAGAUGCUGGUUAUCUCAUUAGCUCUCCUCAGCCCUGCAUUAGUACCCUCUGCUAACAGAGCCAUGACUGGAUCAAGACAUAAGAUCUGGCCACACCCAUCUCAUCACACAUUGUCUAAGCAUUUUCAGAGAUCAAUUUUAAAUACUAUACUAUAGGAGAAAAAUCUACUCUCUUUCCAAAUAACAAAUGAAGCUUCUUGAGGAAAUAGCAUUUCCCUCUUUUCUGUCUUCUUCCUGGUCUGAGCAUAAAUGUGAUGGCUGGGAUCUCAGUAGCCAUAUUGUGAUUCUGCAACAACAAAAGAUAAAACUAAAACCAUACCAUAAGGAGUUUCACUGGUAAGAAGGUAGGAAUUUGGAUGGUUAAACAGCUGGGGAACCUACCUACCCAGGAGAAGUUAUAUUGGAGUGCGCCAUCUUCUUUCAUUAUUUAAGCACGCAUGUUAUAUAUUGUUAUUCAUGACUUUGACAGAAUGAGUCAAAUUCAGGUUCAAACUAAGGUCUCCAAAUCUUACUGUUAUGGGCUGAACUGUGUCUUCCCGACAGUUAUGUUGAAACUUUAACCUCUGAUACCUGCAAAUAUGACCUUACUUGAAAAAAAAUGUAGAUGCAAUCAGAUGAAGAUGGGGCCAAACUGUGGUAUCACAGGACCAAUGGCUGCUGUCCUGGUAAGGACAGAUUUAUAGGCAUGGGGACUGCAAUGAGGAUGGAGGUAGAGGAUGGUAUUCUGCUGCUACAAGCCCAGGAAUGCCAAGGAUCGGUAGAAAAUGCCAGAUACUGGCACUUCCAGACCAUGCUGAAGUCUAAGUUGAAUGUCCUAACACUGAAAAAGGAGCCCAUACCAGCAGUCAUCUUCCAUGAGCCGGAAGCCAUUGAGCUGUGCACCACCACACCGCUGAUGAAGGCAAGGACUCAUAGUGGCUGCAAGGUCACGUAUCUGGGCAAAGUCUCUACCACAGGCAUGCAGUUUUUGUCUGGCUGCACCGAGAAGCCAGUCAUUGAGCUCUGGAAGAAACACACACUGGCCCGAGAAGAGGUUUUUCCAGCCAACGCCCUCCUAGAGAUCCGGCCAUUCCAAGUGUGGCUUCAUCACCUUGAUCACAAGGGAGAGGCGACAGUGCACAUGGAUACCUUCCAGGUGGCUCGCAUUGCCUACUGCACAGCCGACCACAACGUGAGCCCCAACAUCUUUGCCUGGGUGUAUAGAGAGAUCAACGAUGACCUGUCUUACCAGAUGGACUGCCAUGCAGUACAAUGUGAGAGCAAGCUGGAGGCCAAGAAGCUGGCGCACGCCAUGAUGGAGGCAUUCAAGAAGACUUUCCACAGUAUGAAGAGUGAUGGGCGGAUCCACAGGAGCAGCUCAUCUGAAGAGGCUUCCCAGGAAUUGGAAUCUGAUGAUGGCUGAAGGAACUUUACGAUGUUCUAGCGAAGGCAGCAUUUGGGCAAGGAGUUUCAGAAGCUAAAUGUAUUUGCAAUGAUUCAAAUUUGGUACGAAAAGACUGCCAACCUAUUGGCUGAUCACGCUUGUUAAAUUCAGAAGAGUGAUUCUAAAUCUAAAGAUACGUAUCAUUAAUUAUGUGACAUUGAAAUCUGCUGCUGCCGUGACCUUUAGGAGAGUAGGAGUACAGGUGGGGAGGAAGGUUCCAGACUCUCCUCUGGCUUUUUUUUCCCUCUCCUAUUCUAACACUUCCUGCUGGGAGAUCUCCACGCCUAUUUUCACCAUUCUCAGGCAAAUACUCUGUGGCUGUAGUUUGACGGACUGUUCCGAUCUGCCUUAUGAAAUCCAACAAGAGUGUUAGCGGCAUCUCUGUGAUCCCUAGGUGGGCAGGUGGCGUGGGGAGUUGCUGCUGUGUGUGGAGGCUGCAGGAUGGAAGGGACACGUCCAUGUGGGCUGACUGGUUGCUCCUCUCCCUUGGCAUGUUUGCAGACACUCUCCUCAGUCCGUGAAUCAGCACAGCUUGGAUUGAGCUUUACAACUAACAGCACGCUAGAUGGCAGUUAAUUCGCAGUUAAAGAUAAUGCUUUUAUUUACAUGAGUAUAGCAAGUAGUACCCUCCUAUUGUAUUCACUUCCUCUAUUUUCUUAGAAUUCUUGCAACUAAUGACUGUUCCCCUCCUUAUCCCGUCACCAUGCCACCAUGUUCUUUCUCCUUCCAGCCUCCCAGCAUGGGAUGAAGGCUCAACAUAUUGCAGGACUCCAAAAGGGAAGAAAAUAAAAAAUUAAGUAAAUAAACGGUCAGCAAACCAACAAGGAAUCUAAGACAUCAGAAACCCUAGGAAGGAAGGGAAUGAAUGGCCAAAGCCUAUGGCGGCUUCCCUUUAGCAAGCCCUGAUUUAUAGUAACUUCCUUGGUUAUGAGUCUUGUUGAAUGAGUCUGCUUGGAAAGCGUAAACUCUGACGUGGCAAUGCCCUGGAAGUCUUGCCCCAUCAUUUAACAAGGAACUCAAGUAGGCAAUGAGUGAAAUCAAGUUUGCCUAGAAAUCCCAUGUCUUUCCAGGAACCUAAAGGGAAACAUGAUCUUGUUGUCCUGAAAGUGAUAUCUUAGAGUCAGAGAACUAUCAGUUCUGAUGAACAAUUCUCAUUGGCAACUCGACCUCUCUCGUUUUCAGGAUAUUUGCCACUCAUAAAAAGUCAUGGAAACAUAUACACAUUUAAGGUGAAUAGACACAUUAAGCUGGCAAAUGAUCUACUUUUCUUUCAAGUAAUAUUGCUCCUUUAAAGGGUGUGUUUUUAUUUCUGGUGAUGUCAGGGGCCACGGGGUACCUUAGAAGCCUUAAGUGAGAGCUAAUAUAAUCCAGACAGCAAUGGUGUUGGUAUUUUUGGUCUGUGUACCCGUGUGCCCGUGUGCCCAUGUGUGUGUGUGUGUGUGUGUGUGUGUGUGUGUGUGUGUGUGUGUCCCCUGUGUGGGUCCAGUUUCAAGGCAUGUACAGUAAGCAUGGAGUCAUAUUGAUGAGGACUCACCUCCUGAAGAUAUGCUUGUUGCUUUAUGAUAUAUGUAAACUAUUCUUUAGAUAAAUGCAUUCACUCUUUAAUAAAAGUAUGUUUGUGUUAAUAAAGCCAGGGUGUUUCAUACUUUAUAUGAACUUCCCUUCUUUUUUUUAAAGAAAUGGAAAUUUGACAUGUAAAAUAAAUCAAACUUGGUAAACAGUGAAAA
This is a messenger RNA of Rattus norvegicus (Norway rat), 3522 nucleotides long. The record is from RefSeq and is a predicted model, not a curated record. NCBI's taxonomy places the organism in Eukaryota, Metazoa, Chordata, Mammalia, Rodentia, Muridae.